Diabrotica virgifera virgifera (western corn rootworm) is the source of this 5785-nucleotide messenger RNA. RefSeq names its product tumor protein p63-regulated gene 1-like protein. Gene Ontology annotation, cellular component: cytoplasm. The record is from RefSeq and is a predicted model, not a curated record. The coding region runs from base 129 to 1205 and encodes 358 amino acids. The transcript is spliced from 6 exons. Lineage: Eukaryota; Metazoa; Arthropoda; Insecta; Coleoptera; Chrysomelidae.
UUGUUGAAUCAGUUGAAUGAGCUACAAAUAAACAAGAAAUUUACAAUUUGAUAAACAUUGAACACGUAAACGAACGGCGAAUAUUAUAAGAUAAGCAAUAAUUAUUAAAUUAUUUUACAGACUGUAUCAUGAUUGAAAUGGCUUUAGAAGAGGAUUUACCUGAAGAAUUUAAGGGAGGCACCCUUAGAAUUCACCCUGACAGAAGCGAUCCGCCCAAAUCUCCGAAUCCUGCCGUUAAUAAAAUUGAUAACGCGUCGGAAAUAAAUAAUCAGGGCAACAAUUAUAAUUGGAGAGGUACUUUUAUGGCACCCUUAUCAUCAAUUCCCAAUAAAAUAUCAGAAACUAUAUGGAGUUCUAAGGGAAGCAAGGAUGAAACACCACCCCCCACGGCUACUGCAACCACGGCUCCUGUACCUACCAACGAAAAGAGUUGUUGUCAGUCUUCGAUUAUCAUCAAAGAGGAUCCGAACAAUUUUUUUACUUUCCGAGAUGGUGUUAUCGAACGAGCUGUCAAGGAAUGUACGGCCCAUUUACUCGAUGAGACUGAAGGACCAGUAUAUGCAUCAUUUUUGCUCACACAAAUCAAUCAUUGGGACACAGACAAAGAACGCUUACUUCUGCUGACUGCCAAGAACCUAAUCUUAGUAAAAUAUGACUUUAUAGCUUUGAGGCGGCUGGGCUGUAGAAAAGUUAUGUAUAGCGACAUAGAAGGAAUUGUCGUUGGCAAUCUCGUAUAUCCGAACGGUUCCCUGAUACCAAAAAUGAAUGGAUUUGCUGACGGAUUAUCCAGCUUAUUGGAAAAUUGUUUAUUCAAAAGAAUGCCUAAAAACGACAAUCAGGCAGACAUAGAAAACAUUAAUCAAACUAGAGACCGCAAUAUGAGGGGAAUUCGGUUGCUUCUAAAACAAGAUAAAACAGACAAUUUUGCUUCGAAAUGGAACCCGUUCAACACCGAGGUGCCCUUUAUGACAUUUACUUACCACCCUUUAUAUUUCCACAAAGACUGCACUGAUGAAAGACUUCGAAGCGUUUACGACUUAGAUCUCUUUAUCGAAAAUAUAUGUAUAUCUGUACAAAAAUGGAAGGAGAACGCUGUCAUCCUUCAGCAUAAUAUCCUUUUGGAGAACUACGUCGGUCUAGCGUCGGUCAUCCACAACAGAAACUCUCUCGGAUUUUUUAAAGUCAGAGGAAAAUUUAGUUUUUAAAUGCAUACGAAUUUAUAUACAGGGUUGAGCAUAACUCAUUGUAAAAAAUUGACUGUUUACUGUGGUAUUAUGGACUAUUUUAUCCAUGUUCCUUAUUUUUAUGGUAUUUAUACAAAAUUAUGUUUAGCUCAGUCAAUAGUAGGUAGUUUUCCUAUACCUCAAAUAUAUAAGAAAGUUUAUGUAUAACUUGGUUACUGUUGAAAUGCAUUGUUUUCGAUCACUUUUGCCAAUCGCACCGACAUUCAAUGUAUUAGUGGUUGCGAAGAGAUCUUUUGCAGAGGUCAUUUCAGGAGCUUGGAGGAGUAAGGGUGAAUCCGAAAAAUGGUCAUUUCAAAAACAGUCUCAUCUUCCUCACAUACUUUUAAAGAAUGCGUCUGUAUAUUAUAACAGCAUGUUUCGCUUUUCAUACUACUAAAAUUCUGUAAGAAAUAAUAUACCAAUCCAUUGAUGUCAGAAACUGAACUGCAUAAUCGUCUAGAAGAGUAAGGGUGAACCCACAGGCUUUCGUUGCGUUUGCGUUCAAGGUUCGCCUCCUCUGUUAACGCGCCGGUGUUUCUGUAAUUCUGUAGAUUAGUAGCUUUAAUUGGUGAGAUACAGUUAGAUACAGAAGACGAAGAAACCGUAGAUGAUGAAAAUCAAAUUGAAUUAAAUUGAAGCUUUAUUUUAUUUGCAUUUCUACGCAUUUGUAUGCGUAGAAACUGAGUUACGAUCGAUAAAGCUUCGAAAAAUACUUAUUUUGCAAUUUGAAAUUUGCAUUGUGCACUAAUUUUACAAUAUCUUGAGUUCUGAUUAUUGGAUCUGAGUUUAGUAAACGUUUUUUUCUUCGUUUUUUAUUAAGGAACAAAUUUUAUUUAAAACAUUUUUUUAUAUCUUUUUUAGUUUAUGAGCCAGAGCCUUACCCGUUGUCCUAGGUGAGCGACGGAAAACGACGCGACGCGAUGCGUUGCGAUGCGAUGCGACCAGUAAUUCACGCGACGUGUGGCUUAUGUAGCGUCGCAUCGCGUCCCUUUCCAUCACUCAAACCAGGACAAACGUGACGAUGUCAAUUGUUCAUUCCUAUUCUUAAGUGUGGGGAAGUAUACGGCAGUGUUACUAGAAAAUUCAUAUUUUAAAUACUUAGCUAAAAAAUUCCAUAAACGAAAAAGAAGGACAACAAAUGUCAUAUAUUUAGAACGAGCAAAUUUGGAGAGUUUAAUCAUUUAUAUCCGAAAUUAAUGAAAUAAUCUACGUUGGUUUAAAGAGUUUUGUGGCUUAUUCACUUUCGAUUAUAUCAUUGCAGCUGUUAAACUCAGUAUUAAUAACUGAGCUAUCAAUAACUAUCAAUAAGUAAUUUUCAAAAACCAAAUUCUAUUGAGGAGAGGCUGUUACUGACUUUAAGGUAUAUUAAUGAAAAAACACUGGUACUAUAUAGUUAUUAUUAGUUUUUAUUUAUUUAAUAAACUAUUGCGUAGCAUAAUUUGAAUUGAAUAAAGCAAUGGGGCGUCACACUGUGUCGUGUCUCGUCGCGAACAAAUCAAGUUCGCACUUCGUCGCGUCUUGUCGUAGACUGAUUAACCCGAAAACGUAGGCCAUACACAAAUACCACCAUUACUUGAUAUUUUCGCGUCGCGUCGCGUCGUGUCGCGUUGUCGCGUUUGUCGUUCACCUAGGACAACGGGUUAUAAACAAUUAAAUUGUUUAUAACAAUUUUUUGACCACUCGGAUCGAAAUCCACCCCCGAAAUUCGUAAUCAGCAGCCAAAAAUCCAUAAGAAACAGUUGAGUUUGUCCAUCAGAAUUAAAAAGGACACGUUGGUCUCUAUUUGGCGCCUAGACUAAUAAGACGUCUCUAGUUUUCGUUUUACAGCGGAAGUAUUAUUUAUUUAAUUAGAAUAACUUUUAAACUAGUACUGGUAGACGAAAUAUUUUUUCAUAUUGGAAAGCAGAGCCGUGCGGUACAUCUUUUCAACAUGAUGCAAGUCUUCGAAAUGGCGCCCCUUAUACAGGAUGUCUUUAAAUAAGUAUGACAAACUUUAAGGGGUAAUUCUACAUGAAAAUAUAAUGACAGUUUGUUCGAUAAACACAAUGUACGCAAAUGCUUCGUUUCCGAGAUACGGGGCGUUGAAAUUUUUCUUACAAAUUGACGAUUUAUUUAUUGCUCUAAAACCGGUUGAGAUAUGCAAAUUAAAUUUGGUGGGUUAUAAGAGGUAUGGUGUAUUCCACAAAUAUACGACUGUUUUGGUUUAUCGCGACAACGAAUGUGUUAGUGUGAAACAUAAGAAGUACGAAAGUAUUUUGCUCUAAUAAUUACUCCAAUAAACAACAAUAUAAUUUACAAUUUACUUUCGUUCUUUAUAUUUUGCGCAGUAAAAUAUUCGUUGUCGCGAUAAUCCAAGAGGGUCGUAUAUUCGUGGAAUGGGGUAUAGUUAUUGUGCAUUUAUUUUUUGACAUACAAUUAAGAAUUUUAUAUUCACCAUUGGCGCGCAUACUGGUAACGGCCUGAAUUUUUUAUAGAGAAAAAUAGUACUCCACUGAGAUAUUUCCAAUUAAAAAUAAUUUUUGAAUUCCUUGUUUAAUUUGUGACAAAAAAUAUAUGUUUCCUUUUUUUCAUACGACGCACCGUUUUUAAGCAGAAAAUAUCUUAACGCUUACAAAGAAUAAGAUUUCUAUACUCUAUACAGUCAGAAACGUAGGUCGAAUACUUUGUAAGCGUUAAGAUGAUUUAUUUUUUGCAUGAAAACGGAGCAUCGUAUGAAAAAAAGAAAAGAUACAUUUUUGACACAUUGAACGAGCAAUUCAAAAAUUGUUUUUAAUUUGAAAUAUAUCAGUGGCGUACUAUUUUUUCUCUAUAAAAAAAUUUCAGACUAUUACCCGUAUGUGCGCCAAUGGUGAAUAUAAAAUUAAUUGUAUGUCAAAAGAUUCACAAUAACUACCUUUUAUAACACACCAAAUUUAAUUUGUAUAUCUCAACCGUUUUAGAGCAAUAAAUAAAUCGUCAGUUUGUAAGAAAUAUUUCUACACCCCGUAUCUCGAAAACGAAACAUUUGCAGGCAUAUGUUCAUAGAACAAACGGUCAUUAUUUUUUCAUGUAGAAUUGCCCCUUAAAGUUUGUCAUACUUAUUUAGAAACACCCUGUAUAUUAUUGAAAAAACUUUUAUUUUUAAUAAAUGAAAAUACACAAAAUGAACGAAAACUUUUAUUUUAAAAACACUUAAAUUAAAUGAAAUAUGUAUUCACAUUACAUUAAUAAGUAAUAUUUACAAAAAUUAUAAUUUUACCCUUCUGACUUUAAUUUUGGCAAACUCGUAAAUCAGAUUGAUGUAGUUUAGUGGGGAUAGAUAGGUGUAGCAGCUAGUGAGAACACUAUUGAAAUAAGUGCCAAAUUUUUUAGUUUUGUUUGUCUUAUUGAGAUUCGUAAAUAGUUUUUAAUAAUUUUUAAUUUUGAAAAACUUCUUUCUCCAUUAGCUACCGAGACAAGGAGUGUUAAUAAAAUUCUUAGUGAUACAACUACAUUUGGGUACAAAGGAAUUAGGUCAUUUUGACACAAAUAGUUCAAAACCUCUUAAGGUUUCAUGAAGUAUGGUAUGAUUUGGGAUAUAUCACGCAAUUCUUCUAGAUGAUCAUUUGCCUCUAUAUCAGAUUUUUCUUUUCCUAUUGAAAGUAGUGAAUGAUGAUUCAUACAAUAUUUUUCUAGUGCUUUACUAUCUAUUUCCCUCAAUUUAAAAAUAUCAUAUAAAAAUUUAAAAUUUUAGUUAUAAGUUUCUAGAAGCGAUAAUCGAUCAAUCAAAGAAUUAAGAGCAUAGGCGCCAAUUUGCUUGCAAUGCAUUUUAAAUGUAUUCAUUUUUUUCGAGUACUGAAAAAGCUAAUAAAUAUUUUUAAAAAAUUUAAACGCAGAUUGAAAGAUUACAUUAUUACUGAGGGCCGAAAGUCCCUUAAAAUAAACAAAAGGUUUCUUUUGAAUAAGAUAUUUGAAAUUAAAAAGUAUACUCAAUUUUCUCUUUUUUUUUCACCCCUGUAACUUAUUCAAAUAAACAUUAUUGAAGUUUUCAUGGACUUUCGGCCCUCGGUAAUAAUGUAAUCAUUCAUUCUGCGUUUAAAUUUUUCAAAAAUACUAAUUAUUUAGUUUUCUCAGGAUUCGAAAAAAAUGAAUGCAUUUAAAAAGCAUUACAAUCAAAUUUUGCGCCUACCCACUUAAUUUCAUUUUUUCUACAGUUUUUCACAACAUUUUUACACAAUCUGACACUUUAAUUUUUGAUUUUACUGACUAUGCCGCCCCCCUUGUAAUGCCGCCUGAUGCGACUGCCUCGCCGCAUCAUAGCACGGCACGGCCCUGUUGGAAAGACUGACAAUGUUACACGAAUUCAACAAAAAAGUUAUUCUAGUACAAUUAGGUAAAAAGUAGCGAUUUGUUUUUAAAAAAUUGUAAUCUUAAACAGUAUUGUCUGCAGGCGUUAAAAAAUUAGGCUGAACUGAAGAUGGGGCUCCACCAUAAGGAGGGGAAAAUAAAAAUUCAAUAAUUUCAAAAAUGAAAAGGAAUGAUAUUAAAAGUGUUUUUUUUUAACUUAUUUUGGUGCGCAUUAAAAGUGAAAGUCUUCACAUUUC